AUGGAAGUUCAGAAGUGGGAAGUUGAGGAGAUUUCUUCAGAUGGCUUCAGUGUGCUCUGUGAAAAAAACCUGACUAAUCUUAAUCUUGGUAAAUGUACACUUGGUUCUGUACCUAACACUUAUCAGUGGCCAGAAAAGGUCGAAUAUGCAAAUUUAUCCAACACAGAAGUAUACAGUUUAACCCACAGUGUUUCCCAGCCACGAGGCAUAGUAGCCGUUAGCAGAUCUUUUAUUUUGCCACAAUUUAAAGAACUUGACCCUUUCAGGUAUGUGCUGAAGACACAACCAGAUACUUCCUUCUGGAAUAAUACUUUCUCUUCAGAGCACCCUGAUUCUUUUCACACACUGGAGGCUCUGGACGCCGGUGGUAACAAUUUCCUUUGCUCCUGUGAUUUCCUGUCGUUCACGCAGGAGCAGCGAGCGCCGGUCCAGAUCCUGAUCGACUGGCCGGAGAACUACCUGUGUGACUCUCUGUUCUCUGUGCGCGGUCAGCAGGUUCGGGACACGCGUCUCCCGGCCUCUGAAUGCCACCGGGCCGCUCUGGUGUCUGCCGUGGUCUCUGUCCUGCUCCUGCUGCUUCUGCUCACGGGGGUCCUGUGCCACCGCUGCCACGGGCCGUGGUACCUGAAGAUGAUGUGGGCCUGGCUCCAGGCCAAAAGGAAGCCCAGGAAAGCGCCCCCCAGGGACCUGUGCUACGACGCCUUUGUGUCUUACAGUGAGCGCGAUGCCUACUGGGUAGAGAACGUGAUGGUCCAGGAGCUGGAGCACUUCGACCCUCCCUUCAGGCUGUGUCUUCAUAAGCGGGACUUCAUCCCCGGCAAAUGGAUCAUCGACAAUAUCAUCGACUCCAUCGAGAAGAGCCACAAGACCAUCUUCGUGCUGUCUGAAAACUUCGUGAAGAGCGAGUGGUGCAAGUAUGAGCUGGACUUCUCCCAUUUUCGCCUCUUUGAUGAGAACAACGAUGCUGCCAUUCUCAUUCUUCUGGAGCCCGUUGGGAAAAAGGCCAUCCCCCAACGGGAAGUGUUUGAGUUGGAGAAUAAUUCUAGUUUUUAA
Molecule: messenger RNA, 1053 nt
Organism: Callorhinus ursinus (northern fur seal)
Lineage: Eukaryota; Metazoa; Chordata; Mammalia; Carnivora; Otariidae
Product: toll-like receptor 2
Biological process (GO): inflammatory response; toll-like receptor signaling pathway
Cellular component (GO): plasma membrane; signaling receptor complex
Molecular function (GO): signaling receptor activity; triacyl lipopeptide binding
Source: RefSeq, a predicted model, not a curated record